UGCCUUGAGUCGAGCAGAGCUAGAGUGAAAAUGAGCGAGCAUCGAAUUCCAGUCGCUGCUGACAAGAAAAUCUCUCCUCCAAUUUCUGCCGGGGAGCAAAAAGGCUGCAAAGGAUUGAAGAGAACGGAUCUGAUGCUUCGCUUCGCUGCGUUUGUGUGUUGCACUGUCACCAUGGUCGUUCUCAUCACGGAUAAGCAGACUAGUGCCAUUCAGGUCCCGGGCUUCAAUAACUUGACGAUCACCAAGACGGUCAGCUUCGACUUGGCCAAGGCGUUUGUAUAUCUCGUCUCUGCGGCAGGAAUCGGCGCUGGUUACACGCUCCUUGUGUUGGUCUUGUCGAUCAUAUCUGCAGAGCGCUCCAAGGCUAUAGCAUGGUUCAUCUUCGUGUUCGAUCAGCUCAUAACUUACGUUCUCCUAGCAGCCGCUGCGGCAUCAACGGAAGUUGCGUAUAUGGGGGCUCACGCACCACCAGAGGCAUCCUGGCUCAAAGUCUGUUCCCUCUUCGGACGGUUUUGUCACCAGCUCGGAGCUUCGCUGGUUACUUCGCUCAUUUCGACGGUGUUGUUCGCAUUCUCAGCGGCGAUUUCUGCGUAUUACCUCUUCAGCAACACAAACGUACGACCUGCUUACAGCAAAGGGUAGAAUGUAAGCCUCGAUUGAAAGAGCUAUCAAACUAAAGGAAAAACUUAAAGAGUUGUUCACCUC
Molecule: messenger RNA, 705 nt
Organism: Selaginella moellendorffii
Lineage: Eukaryota; Viridiplantae; Streptophyta; Lycopodiopsida; Selaginellales; Selaginellaceae
Product: CASP-like protein 2U6
Exons: 3
Coding region: 31-642 (203 amino acids)
Source: RefSeq, a predicted model, not a curated record